AUGGACAGCGCCAGCGCCGCUAGACCCAUGCGCCUGGACGCCGCAGGCUUCUGGCUGGUCUGGCAGCGCUUCGACGCGGAUGAAAAAGGUUACAUAGAAGAGAAGGAGCUUGAUGCUUUCUUUCACCACAUGUUGAUGAAAUUGGGUACUGAUGAUGCCAUCAUGGAAGAAAAUCUGCAGAAGGUGAAACAGCAGUUUAUGGCUGCCCACGCUAUCUCUAAAGAUGGCCGUACACAGAUGAAAGAGCUUGCCAGCAUGUUCUUGUCCGAGGAUGAAAACUUUCUUCUGCUCUUUCGUCGGGAAACUCCCUUGGACAGCAGCGUGGAGUUUAUGCAGAUUUGGCGUAAAUAUGAUGCCGACAGCAGUGGCUUUAUAUCAGCUGCUGAGCUUCGAAAUUUCCUCAGAGAUCUCUUCCUCCACCACAAAAAGGCCAUUUCAGAGGCUAAGCUGGAUGAAUAUACAAGCACCAUGAUGAAGAUCUUUGACAAAAAUAAAGAUGGCCGGUUGGAUCUUAAUGACUUGGCAAGAAUUCUGGCUCUUCAGGAAAACUUCCUUCUCCAAUUUAAAAUGGAUGCUUCCUCCGCUGAAGAAAGAAAGAGAGAUUUUGAGAAAAUCUUUGCCCACUAUGAUGUUAGUAAAACUGGAGCACUAGAAGGCCCAGAGGUGGACGGGUUUGUCAAAGACAUGAUGGAACUUGUCAAGCCCAGCAUCAGUGGUGUAGACCUUGAUAAGUUCCGGGAGAUCCUCUUGCAUCACUGUGAUGUGAAUAAGGAUGGAAAAAUUCAGAAGUCUGAGCUGGCUUUGUGUCUUGGGCUGAAAAUCAGUCCAUAAUUUCCAGAUGGCUUCGCCUUUUGCUCUUGUCAUGUUCCUGUGCUUCUGCUGGUAGAAUUUUGUCCAUGCUCUACUCUUGAGGAUGCAAUAGGCACACAUUCUAACAAAAUGGUGUGUUA
Molecule: messenger RNA, 950 nt
Organism: Orycteropus afer afer
Lineage: Eukaryota; Metazoa; Chordata; Mammalia; Tubulidentata; Orycteropodidae
Gene: SCGN
Product: secretagogin, EF-hand calcium binding protein
Biological process (GO): regulation of long-term synaptic potentiation; regulation of presynaptic cytosolic calcium ion concentration
Cellular component (GO): cytosol; dendrite; synapse
Molecular function (GO): calcium ion binding
Source: RefSeq, a predicted model, not a curated record